Molecule: messenger RNA, 585 nt
Organism: Colletotrichum karsti
Lineage: Eukaryota; Fungi; Ascomycota; Sordariomycetes; Glomerellales; Glomerellaceae
Product: ribosome biogenesis regulatory protein
Exons: 1
Coding region: 1-585 (194 amino acids)
Biological process (GO): ribosomal large subunit biogenesis; ribosomal large subunit export from nucleus; ribosome biogenesis
Cellular component (GO): nucleolus; nucleus; preribosome, large subunit precursor
Molecular function (GO): protein binding
Source: RefSeq, a predicted model, not a curated record
AUGGCGCUUCCGAUUUCGCGCCCCAAGCUGCCCGUGGCAGUCAACAAGCCCACGCCGUACAACUUCGACCUCGGCCUGCUGCUGGCCAACGACCCCAACCCCCUCGAGCUCGACAAGUCCGCGAUCGAGGAGUCCCUGGCCGCGACGGCGCGCGACGGCGCCCAGGCCCUCAUCAACCAGCUCCUGACGACCUGCCCGCUGCAGAGCAGCUCCGACGGCGUCCUCCUGACGCUCCCGGAGCCCUCGACGGAGCUGCCGCGCGAGAAGCCGGUCCCCAAGGCCAAGGAGCCGACCAAGUGGGAGCGGUUCGCGGCCAAGCGCGGCAUCAAGCCCAAGACGCGCGAGCAGCGCAAGAACCUGGUCUUCGACGAGGACACCAAGGAGUGGAAGCGCAAGUGGGGAUACAAGGGCAUGAACAAGAAGGGCGAGGACGACUGGGUGACGGAGGUCGACCCCGUCAAGGAGAUGAACCGCGCCGAGGGGACGACGAUCCAGGGCGACAAGCGCAGGGAAAGAAAGGAGAGGAUCAAGCGCAACGAGAGGAAGAUGAGGAAGAACCAGCGCGAGGCGGGUGGCAAGCGGUAG